This is a messenger RNA of Fomitopsis serialis, 2075 nucleotides long. RefSeq lists its product as uncharacterized. NCBI's taxonomy places the organism in Eukaryota, Fungi, Basidiomycota, Agaricomycetes, Polyporales, Fomitopsidaceae. The coding region runs from base 54 to 2075 and encodes 673 amino acids. The record is from RefSeq and is a predicted model, not a curated record. The transcript has 16 exons.
CUCAUACUUAUCAUGUCUGCGACCAUACGCACUGGCAGUCGUAGGGGAGAACGAUGCGCUUCGGACGUCUCCUAGCGCAAGUGCCAUUUCUGGGAUGGUUUACGCCCGGGAUCGAGGAUGUACACAUAUUGGGCACGUCCAGUGAUAAGCUGCUGGAACCCGUAUAUACUCGCCUCCCAACGGGUGUAGUCAAACCGCACGGAUGGGGGAUGAACAUGGCCCAGGUAUUAGCCAACGGGCUUGCGAGUCAACAGCCUCUGUGGUACAGCUAUGUGAAGGACUCGAUCUGGCAAGGAGGCAUGCUGGAGUACAGCGAGAUGCAGGAGGCCGCUCCAUACUGGUUCUGGAUUGCGCUCGCCCACCAGCUCCAGAACGACACCCUCAUCGGAUACACGGAGAACUUCCUCGACCACGUCCUCGCGUCGCGCCAUCCCUCAGGCAACUUCGGCCCCGCUCCGUUCAACGCGUCUCUCCCGACACUUUUGUGGCCGAGGUACCUCGUUAUGCUCGGACUCAUUCAAUACGCGGAAGCCGAUCCCAGUCGGAAGGAAGAGAUCUGCGACCUCAUGCACGCCUUCGUCCCAUACGCAGCGAAGCGCUUCGCAGACGGCGACAUAGGCGACGAAGACCUCGGAGGGCAGUACGGCUUCCAGGUCGUCCGCUGGGAGGAGCUCGUUCUUGUGCUGCAGUGGCUCUACGACAACGACGCCAGAGGGAAGGAAACGGAGCUGAUCUCCCUGAUGCAAGCCGCCCAGGCGCAGGGCUUCGCAUGGAAGCGUGAUUUCUACGUCGACAAUGGGACGUUCCCGAGGUUGGGGGUGCUUGCGGGCGAGGAUACUCAGGAGAGACAUGGUGUCAAUAUCGCAGAAUCUCUGAAGUCAGAGGCCUUGGUUUGGCGAAUUACGGGCGACCCGAGUGACAUCGCGAGCACCUACGCGCGCAUGGAGAUGCUAUGGAAGUAUCACGGCAGGCCACAAGGCAUUUCAGCACCGAUGAGCAUCUCGGCGGAUUACACCCCUCACGCGGCUCUGAUACUGCGCGAGCGUCGAGCGAUGUUCUCUCUCGAGUACAUGUACGCCACCCUCGGCGAGCCAGCCUGGGCCGACCUCACCGAAAAGAUCGCCUACAACGCGAGCACGCCCGACUGGUGGGCCCAGCAGUACCUGCAACAGACGAACCAAGUCUGGGUGCAGAACCGCACGGACGGGAAGCCGUGGGCGACGGACGGGCCAUACAGCAACGUCAUGGGCAUGGAGCCCGACUUCCCCUGCUGCACCGUCAACCACCCGCAGGCGUGGCCCAAGUUCUGGGCCAACAGCUUCCUGCUCGCGGACGACGGCGCCGCGCUCGUGCACGCGCUCCUCGGGCCCGCGACGCUCGCGACACGCUUGGCGGGCGGGGCGAGCGUGAAUGUCACGGUGGACACGCUGUAUCCGUUUGGGCAGACGCUGGAGUAUAGGAUCGAGGCCUCGGCGCCGUUCACGUUCUACGUGCGCAUACCCGGCUGGGCGAAGUCGGGGAGCACCCUCAGCGCCGUGGCUGUCCAGGCAGGGGAAACGGUUGUCGAGCUGUACCUCGACAUGGAGGUGGUGAUCGAGUCACGGUCGAACGGGAGCAUAGCCGUGCACCGGGGCCCGCUGUUCUACGCGGUAGACCUAGCAUAUAACGAGACGCUAAGGCCUGCAAUGAGGGCCUCAGGACCCCUCAGACUGCUAACACCCUCCCCGGCGUCCCAGAGUCCGAUCUUCUACUAUACGACAACCACACGCACGACCACGACUGGCUCCCCCGUACCCUGGAACAUCGCCCUCGACCCGUCCACGCUCACCUUCCACUCGCAGCCGCCAGCGAACAGCGCGCUCCCGUACUACGUCUGGGCGACGGGCGCGCAGCCGCAGUGGCUGACCGCGGCGGCGUGCGAGAUCGAGUGGCCGCUCGCGGACGGGGACCCGGAUUGGCCGCCUCAGAGCCCGAAUGAGUGUACAGGCGAGCCGUUUGACGUCACGUUGAGGCCAUUUGGCGGGACGAGGUUGCGGGUGGGGGAGAUACCGACAAUGUUGGUCUCGGGCCCGUAG